Messenger RNA from Ceratosolen solmsi marchali, 1137 nucleotides. Its product is annotated as CUE domain-containing protein 2-B. Lineage: Eukaryota; Metazoa; Arthropoda; Insecta; Hymenoptera; Agaonidae. Bases 210 to 1079 code for a protein of 289 amino acids. The transcript is spliced from 5 exons. The record is from RefSeq and is a predicted model, not a curated record.
GCGAGCCAAUUGUCAAAUUCAAGGCUCGAUUCCUUGUACACACAAAAGAGGGAAGGGCGUCAUUCUGUUUUAUCUCGAGUGUCUUCCCUCCAAGCCGCAACCUCACGAGGUGUGGCUAUUAUUAAAAAUUACGCCUGCCUGACUGGUAUCUCCUCAGUCGUCAACGCGACUCUCUCACAUAAACAUACUAAGCAGGUUAGAAACUAUUGAUGAAUCGUACUAUGAGUGAAAAAGAAGAAUUAGUGAAGAAAUCGUUAUUCAGUUUCGUUAGGAAGCAAGUACCAACUGCUCAAUUGAACUUAAUAGAUGAUAUUGUUCUGGGGUAUGUGGUGAGUAUGGUAGAAGAAAGUGCUUUAGAAGAUGAAUUAGAUGUUGAAGGAGUUAGUGAAAUGGUUUCAGCUUGCCUUCCUGAAUUUUCAUCAAUUAAAAAAGAAGCUGUAUCUAAAUGGCUAUUUGAUAUUGAAAAUCAGCUACGCGAAGAUAGUAAAGAGAACAAUAGAAGUGCUCAGCAACACGAUCCACUAAGUUGUUUAAGUUUAGCAGCAUUGUUACCACCUGAACCUCAACAAACUACAAGAGUUCAUCAUUUAUCAGAAACAAGUGAUGCUGGUAGUGAUUCCAGUGGAGAAUAUUUUACUGAGGAGUCUUCCUGGGACCAAGUGGCACUUUUACAAGAGAUGUUUCCAGGAGCAAGUUCUGCUGAAGCACGUCAUUGUUUGGCUGUGGCCGGAGGUGAUAUUGCAAAAGCAGCUCAACUUGCCCUUCAUAGGCGAGAAGCUGGACAAAGUAUUGUUAGCAAUCUUGCUUUUCUUACACCAAACGGACGGAACAAAACACGCGUGAAUGACGAGGAGCUGAAGGCUCGGAUAAUAAAUCGAUACAGCUACGUUGAUCGGGACGAUGACUCGCGGGAACAUCGACCGGUCGCACCCAAAACCGAGCCGAAGAAACUUGUGCGGUACUUAGAUAACAAGAUCGUCUCGGUAAAAGGUGAACGGUAUACGGAGGUGAAACGCGGUGGUGAAGACGAGGAUGGCGAGGAGGUCGGUCGCAAACCCCGAGGUCACUGUCGCCUGUAACCAGUCACCCCGCCUCCACCCCCUGAUCCACCUCCUGGAGGCGAUUCUUUCAGCCAAG